Molecule: messenger RNA, 1940 nt
Organism: Camelina sativa (false flax)
Lineage: Eukaryota; Viridiplantae; Streptophyta; Magnoliopsida; Brassicales; Brassicaceae
Source: RefSeq, a predicted model, not a curated record
UCUCAACCGACCACCACGGGUGCAAAGGCGAGAGCUAUAUUUUUUUUUCUCUUCGGCGGGAGUGAGAAAUCGCGACUAUGGAAGAGUCAGAUAAAGGGACGGCCCUGAAGAAAGCUUACGCGGAGAUGAUUCUAAACACGGCGAAGGAAUCAGCGGCUAGGGUAAUGGUUUCCGACAAGAAAACAGCUCGGUUACACCACGAUCUUUGCGGAACUAAAGACGAAGCUCUUCGUUUACUUGUCCGAUUGAAACAGAUGAUUGGUGCUCAGACAAUUGAAUCAGAGAUUACAUCAUCAAACAAGCAACGGCAGAUUGAUUUGCUUGAAGCUCAGUUACAAGAGGCUGAAGAUAUUAUUACUGAUUUGAGGUCUGAGGUUAGAUGGGUGAGAGACAAAUUGGAGAAAGCGAGGAAGGCACAUAAUGUAGUUGUUAACAAGGAACGAGAAACCAUUUCUAAUCAGAAGAUUGCUGAUCUAGAGGUUGUUGUUGGAAGUGUUUAUCCUAAUCAAGACAGGAGUGAGUGUGUCUCUUUUCUGAAUCAGAAGAGCUCAUUGCUUGAUGAUGAAUGUGGUGGUAAGGAAACCAUUUCUGCUGCAGAGGCUAUUGCAAGUUUGCAUCCUGAUCAAGAGGAUGCAGAUACGAGUGGCUCUCUUCUGAAUCAGAGCUCAUUGUUUGAUGAUGAAUGUGGUGGAAAUGACGAAAAGCAGUUUCACGGGUUGAGUGUUGAAACUUCAAAGGCUUGUGAGUCUGACGCCAAUAUCAGGAGCAAAAAGCUUGAGCUGUCUCGAAAUGGGUCUACACAGAGGAUCCAUGCUUUGGAGAGGAAAUCAUCUCAUUCUGCAAACGGAGAGGAACGACGCACAACUGAAAAGGAUAGGGACGAAAACUUGAGCUCAGUAAGCACUAGAUCUCUUGUUCUUGCUCUUAGAGCUACGAAUGCAGAGGUGAUACCAAUAAAGCCGUCUAAUUCUUUAGGAAUCAAGAAGUCUCGCAAAUCACGAAGAAGUAGAAAGACGAGGUGGAGCAAACGAAAAGCUACACAGGUUAGGUCUCAAAGUCCGCUUAUAAAACCUUGUCAAUCUCACUCUGAUAUUCCCUGUUCCAAGAAUGGCGAAGAUUCCAUGGAUACUCACCUGUCGGUAGAGAAUGAAGAGGUUGAUGCCCUUAAUUCUUGUAAAGGAUUGGACGAGACUAAGAUAAAGCCGCUUCGUCGUUUGGAUCAUGGGUUAACUUCAGUUAAAUGCAAUGUAUAUCCAACUUCAGGAUCCACAAAUGCUACUGUCUUCAGUGUGAAUGCAACAAAUCGAUCAACAGAUGAUGACUUGAAAUCAAGAAUGGUAAAAUGUGAAGGUGGAGAAGAUAGUGUGGUUCCAACUACCAAAAUGGGCCCUGAGUUGGUUGAUCCAUGUUCUGAGUUGAAAGCUAAUGCAGUGGUAUCAGAUCAAAUCAGUGAGUCUCUGAGAGCUGACAAAAAUCGCCUUGUGAAGUAUACAUACCAAAGGAAACGGAAAAAGGGAUCUUUAAACUCAAACGAUGUCAAUAACUACCCUCCACGGAAGAGAAAGGUGGAAGAGAAAAAUCCAAUUGAAUCCAGUUAGGAGUAAUGAAUCAUCUACGAGUAACCCCACAGUUAGGUAACUAAAUAUCUAUUCAUGUUUCAGUCUUGCUACUAGAGACACAAUAUCUUAUAUGAAAUUGCUUACAACUGUUAGUCCUCACAGCAUUUGUUCAGUUAAUGCUGCUCUUUUGGUCAUGUGCAGUUUAUUUCCUUGUCUGAAAACUGAUGGUACAGUGGCAAAGCUUUGUUCAAGGGAACUUUUUACUCUUGUAUAUCAAACUAAACUCUUAAAGCUUAGAAUUAUGUAUUUAUCUAUCUUGACACCUUAUUGUGACAACCCUAUUGUUUUUUUCUUGGUGUCAUUGGAACUUAGAGAACACCA